AUGUCAGACUUACCAACAUGUACUAGACUAGACAUAGUUCAUAGUGAACUUCCCCCAUGCUGCAUAAGAUAUCAUCCCUUGGAUCAAGACACAUUUGUGGUGGGAACGUAUAAGCUUGAGACCGGUGAUCUUCGUCAUGGAUCUCUUGAAGUGUACUGUACCACGAAUGGGAAAAACCCAGUAAGAAUCACAUCAUUGGCUACCGAAAGUGCUAUCUUGGAUAUAAAAUUCAACCGUGAAGGCACCAGACUUGUUUCAGCUCAUUCCACGGGUGAAAUCAGGGUCUGGAACAGUGAAGAUCCCAAACAGUUACAUCAAUUGAUAAAGCAUCAAAUCUUUGAUGAAAAAACCCUUAUAACUUCGGUCUUCUUUAGUGAAAUCAACCAUAUGACACUUUUGGUCACUGCAACUUCCGGAGAAGCAGGGCUUUUCCGGUUGGAGACAGGAACCUGGGAACCGUUCGAUACUUGUCAUGAUUUGGAGUGUUGGUCGGGAGAAUUCGGGUGCUUGGAUCCGUUAACGAACGUAGUCUUCACAGGUGGAGACGAUGCCAAGCUCAUAGCUCAUGAUACAAGGACGAGAGAGCCUAUAUGGACAAGUACUCGAAACCAUAAUGCAGGUGUGGUCUCUGUUCUUACUCCCAGGGCUCUGUGGAACACUAAUAAAACCCAAAUAUGGACAGGAUCUUACGACGACCAUAUCCGGGCUUUAGAUAUCAGAAUGAUGGGAACCCAGUUGUAUCCAGCACCUCCUAAAACGGUGUUGGAGGAGAAUCUUGGUGGUGGAGUCUGGAGGUUGAUUCCCAACCCAAAGAAAGACGGUAAAGUGUUGGCUUGUUGCAUGUACGAUGGUGCUCGGGUGCUUGAGCUGACCAAGGACCAGUCUAGACCAUUUGAAGCUACCAAAUACUUCAUAGGGGAUCACAAGAGUAUGUGCUAUGGUGGAGAUUGGAGUGCUGAUGGUGAGCGAAUAAUCACAUGCUCUUUUUAUGACAACGUCAUUCAAAUCUGGUCCCCAUAA
Messenger RNA from Lizanozyma spartinae, 1020 nucleotides. Its product is annotated as diphthamide synthase. The coding region runs from base 1 to 1020 and encodes 339 amino acids. NCBI's taxonomy places the organism in Eukaryota, Fungi, Ascomycota, Pichiomycetes, Serinales, Debaryomycetaceae. The transcript has a single exon. The record is from RefSeq and is a predicted model, not a curated record. Gene Ontology annotation, molecular function: protein binding.